UCGUAAAGUGGCGUUGGAGCCAAUCCUAAGGCACCGUAAAGUGUUAAUUUGUAAACAUGAUGAUACCUUGCCGGAAAAGUCUGUUUUACAGGCAGUAUUAUUAAUAUAUCUGCUGACAAUAUUAAGAGUAUCACUAAAGGCGAUUACAUAUUAAGUAUCAAAAUGAGCAUCCACACUCUUCUGGUUCUGUACGGGAGCCAGACAGGAACAUCGCAGGACACAGCAGAGAGGAUCGGGCGUCAAGGACAGAGAAGGCGGAUGAGAGUCAAAGUGGUAGCCCUGGACACUUACAAUGUGGCCAACCUGAUCUCAGAGUCUCUGGUUGUGUUUGUCUGUGCCACAACAGGACAGGGUGACCCUCCAGACAAUAUGAAGAAAUUCUGGAGAUUCCUGUUCAGGAAGUCUUUGCCUGCUGAUUCUCUUUGUCGUCUUCACUGUGCUGUGCUGGGCCUUGGAGACUCCUCCUAUCCAAAGUUCAACUUUGUUGCUAAAAAGCUCUAUAAGCGUUUGCUUCAACUUGGUGCUAAUAUGCUGCAGCCUGUUGGACUUGCUGAUGAUCAACAUGACCUGGGGGCAGAUGGUGUGAUUGACCCCUGGUUGAUUUCAUUCUGGCAAAAAACCCUGGGUCUCUACCCACCUCCAGCUGGCCUUGCACCGAUCCGCGAGGAAGAGAAGCUUCCACCGCGAUAUGUUUUCCACUUCCUAGAUGAAGCUCCAGACAAGCAGGUUGAGCAUCUCCAGACACCUGAUAACAAGGCAUUUCCCACCUCAUUGCACCCUUUCCCAGCUCGAGUGGUGUUCAAUCAGAGAGUGACUGAUCUCUCACACUUCCAGGAUGUCAGGCAUAUUGAGUUUGACAUCACAGGCUCUAACAUCCAGUACAGUGCAGGAGACAUUGUAAUGAUAAGGCCCUGUAACGCUGCAGAUGAUGUGGAGCAGUUCUGCCAACUAUUGGGACUUGACCCUGAGCGCUACUUUACACUAAACCCCACUGACAGCAGCACAGCAGCAGUUCCUGCACGUCUCCCUCAGCCCUGCUCCAUUCGCUUUCUGGUGGAACAGUUUCUGGACAUUUCUGCCGUUCCACGUCGCUCCUUCUUUGAGCUGUUGGCCACUUUUUCCACUAAUGAACUGGAGCGUGAAAAACUGCUGGAGUUUAGCUCUGCUCAGGGCCAGGAUGCUCUUCAUGCCUACUGCAACCGACCCCGUCGAACAGCCCUGGAGGCACUGGCAGACUUUCCUCACACCACAGCUGAGCUGACUGUUGACUACCUGUUGGAUCUUUUCCCUGAAAUCCAGCCUCGCUCCUUCUCCAUCGCCUCUUCGCUCUUGGCACAUCCUGACCGCAUCCAGAUCUUGCUUGCAGUGGUGAAAUAUAAAACCAUUCUUCAUAAGCCACGCAAGGGACUGUGUUCUUCCUGGCUGGCAUCUCUGGAUCCCUCUAAAGAGAUUUUUGUCCCCCUGUGGGUGAAGAAGGGGAGCUUGAGUUUCCCUCAGGACCCAGACACCCCUGUGAUAAUGGUUGGGCCAGGGACAGGUGUGGCUCCCUUCAGAUCUGCUAUACAGUUGAGGACUACUCAAGGGAAGAUGGCUAAUGUGCUGUUCUUCGGCUGUCGGUCUGAAUCGAAGGACUUCUACUGUCGAUCAGAAUGGGAGGAAAAGGUGCAGGCGGGCCAGAUGAUCCUUUUCACAGCCUUCUCCAGAGACCAGGAGGAUAAAAUCUAUGUUCAACAUCGAGUGAAGGAACAAAGCAAACUUUUAUGGGAUUUGAUAGCUAAGAGGAAUGCCUUCUUUUAUAUAGCAGGGAAUGCCAAGCAGAUGCCCACAGGUGUAUGUGAUGCACUGAAGGGGAUUUUUGAAAAUGAGGGUGGCAUGUCUGAACAUCAGGCACAGGAAAUGCUGGAUGCCAUGGAAAAAGCCGGGCGCUUUCAGAGUGAAACCUGGUCCUGAUCUCUUCAUUACACCCCUUUCAUAGCCUUAAUAACCCACACAUUCUAAAAGAGAGUUUGAACACAGGUUAAAGGGUGUUAUGCUGGUAACUCUGACUCCACUACAAGGUUUAAGACAUUAUCAAACCUCAAUUUUGGUCAGUCCGACCACUCUCCUUCCAAGCAAAUACAUUAUUGCUUUGGAAUGUAACUAUAGAACCUGUAAGCAUAUCUGAAGAUAAUAUUUUGUAAUUUUGGUCUUUCUCUCUCUCUCUCUCUCUAUAUUAGGGAUGGGCAUUUUGGCCAUUUUGUCUACUCGUGUACUUGAGGGGUGAUGACAUAUAAAUAACUGUAUAUAUAAUAACAUGUCUGACAAACAUAUUUGGUUGCUGCAUUGCAUCUUGUUGUUCCAGUGUAUCCUCUUCAUUAUUAUAGGCUGUUAUAAUAUAUUAUAACAAAGUAUAUAUAUUUCAAAGUCAAAAUAUAAUGCAUCAUAUUUUGUCAUUAUAUGAAGGUUCGCUGCCCAACUCAAUGAAAGAAUGUGCACAAUGCGCAUCUGUUCUUCCUUAAGGUAACCGUAGUAAUCUUAGUAAGAGUGCACCAUUUUUUUAGUGACUGUCUGAACCGUCUAUUUUCAAAUCGUGGUCGGCUUAACAGGAGACACCAAAUCCAUUGCGUUUCUGAUAUGCUCGUUAAGUUGAAGUUAAGAAGAUGCAGCAUUCUGUUUCAUUUAGCUGCGCUCUGUCUAGCUGUUUGAAACGCUCGCCUGCUGUAUAAAUGCGUUGCUUCAGCGCGUUGACUCCACUGCCACACGCCAUGUGUGUCUCUCUCUUAGUUGCUAUGAGACGUCGCUGACAAUCAAUGUACCCCUCAAAACCACAACGUAAUCAGUCUAAAAAAUAAGCUCACUCUUUGACACGUUAGUGUUUAGUUGUCAGGUAAUUGUCACUGAAUUUCGAAUUUCAUGAUCGAUCAUUGCUACCACGUCCGAGUACUCAUGCCCACCCCUAAUAUAUACACUGCUCAAAAAAAUUAAGGGAACACUUAAAUCACACAUCGGAUCUCGAUGAACGAAAUGUAUUGAAGAUCAAAAUCUUUACUGUACAUUGUGUAAUUAGUUGAGAACAAUAUGACGUAACAUCGGUCAGUGGAAACCAAAAUCACCAACCGAUUGAGGGCUGGAUUCAAACUCACACCGAAAAUCAAAGUAAACAAUUGAAAUCACAGGCUUUUCCAACUUGCGUGAAUUUCAUCAUGGCAACUCAUAAUGUGACUCAGUAGUGUGUAUUGCCCCCACGUGCCUGUAUGCACUCCUGAUGACGUCUGGGCAUGCUCCUGAUGAGAUGGCAGAUGGUGUCCUGGGGUAUCUCCUCCCAGACCUGGAUCAGGGCAUCAGUGAGUUCCUGGACAGUCAGUGGCGCUACUUGGCGGCGUUGGAUGCACCGAUACAUAAUGUCCCAAAGGUUCUCAAUUGGAUUCAGGUCUGGGGAACAUGAGGGCCAGUUAAUGGCAUCAAUGCCUUAGUCAUCCAGGAACUGCCUACACACACUGGCCACAUGAGGCCGGGCAUUGUCCUGCACCAGGAGGAACCCAGGGCCCACUGCACCAGCGUAAGGUCUGACGAUGGGUCUGAGGAUUUCAUCCCAGUACCUAACAGCAGUCAGGGUACUGUUGGCUAGCACGUGGAGGUAUGUGCAACCCUCCAAGGAUAUGCCUCCCCAGACCAUCACUGGUCAUGCUGGAUGAUGUUGCAGGCAGCAUAGCGUUCACCACGGCAUCUCCAGACGUCUGUCACAUGUGCUCAGUGUGAACCUACUCUCAUCUGUGAAGAGAACGGGGCGCCAAUGGCGGACCAGCCAAUUCUGGUGUUCUCUGGCGAAUGCCAAUCGAGCUGUACGGUGCUAGGCUGUGAGCACAGGUCCCACCAGAGGAAGUCGGCCCCUCAUGCCACCCUCAUGGAGUCUGUUUCUGACAGUUUGGUCAGAAACAUGCACACCAGUAGCCCGCUGGAGGUAAUUUUGUAGGGCUCUGGCAGUGCUCCUCCUGUUCCUCCUUGCACAAAGGAGCAGAUACCGGUCCUGCUGCUGGGUUGAUGCCUUUCUAUGGUCCUGUCUAGCUCUCCUCGUGCAACGGCCCGUCUCUUGGUAUCUCCUCCAUGCUCGAGACUGUACUGGGAGACACAGCAAACCUUCUUGUGAUGGCAUGUAUGGAUGUGCCAUCCUGGAGGAGCUGAACUACCUGUGCAACCUGAAUGGGCUGCAGGUACCGCCUCAUGCUACCAGUAGUAACAAGGACAUUAGCAAAACGCAAAACUAGAGAAUAAUCAGUCAGGAAGGUUAAGGAGAGAGCAAUUGUCUGUGGCCACCACCUGCAAAACCAUUCCCUUUUUGGGGGUUGUCUUGCUUUUGCCUUUCCAGUGCACCUGUUGUCACUUUCAUUUGCACCAAAACAGGUGACAUUGAUUCACAAUCGCUUAGGCUUCCUAACUGGACAGAUUGAUAUCCCUGAAGUUUAAUUGACUUGGUGUUAUACUGUGAUGAUUACGCGUUCCCUUAAUUUUUUUGAGCAGUGUGUGUGUGUGUGUGUAUAUAUGUAUAUAUAUAUUACACACUCACUGAGCACUUCAUUAGUAACACUAUGGUCCUAAUAAAGUGCCCCAUGUGGUCUUCUGCUGUUGUAGCACAUCCACCCUCAAGUUUUGAUGUGUUGUGCAUUCUGAGAUGCAAUUCUGCUCACUAAAAUUGUACAGAGGGGUUAUCUGAGUUACCGUAGCCUUUGUCAGCUCGAACCAGUCUGGCCAUUCUCUGUUGGCCUCUCAUCAACCAGGCAUUUCCAUCUGCAGAUCUCUUUAAGUUUUUUGUUUUAGGCACCAUUCUGAGUAAACUCUAGAGAUUGUUGUGUGUGAAAAUCCCAGGAGAUCAGCAGUUACAGAAAUACUCAAACCAGCCCGUCUGGCAGCAACAACUGUACUAUAGUUGAAAUCACUAAGAUCACAUUUCCUCCCAUUCUGAUGUUUGAUGUAAACAUUAACUGAUGCUACUGAUCCGUAUGUUCAUAGCACUGCUGCCACACGAUUCGCUGAUUAGAUAAGCGCAUGAAUAAGUAGGUGUACAGGUGUACCUAAUAAAGUUCUCAGUGAGUGUGUGUGUGUGUGUGUGUGUGUGUGUAUAUAUAUAUAUAUAUAUAUAUAUAUAUA
This is a messenger RNA of Myxocyprinus asiaticus (Chinese sucker), 5124 nucleotides long. RefSeq names its product NADPH dependent diflavin oxidoreductase 1 (gene ndor1). NCBI's taxonomy places the organism in Eukaryota, Metazoa, Chordata, Actinopteri, Cypriniformes, Catostomidae. Gene Ontology annotation, molecular function: flavin adenine dinucleotide binding; NADPH-hemoprotein reductase activity; FMN binding. The record is from RefSeq and is a predicted model, not a curated record. Gene Ontology annotation, cellular component: cytosol. Bases 163 to 1950 code for a protein of 595 amino acids. The transcript has 15 exons.